AUGCCCCAAAAUAGCAAUGAAUGGCGCAUUGUGGCGGAUGAAUUUGAAAGGAAAUGGAAUUUCCCCCAUUGCUUGGGAGCUAUAGACGGCAAACAUAUAGCGAUUCGUUACAAAAAAGAGUACGGGUCUUAUUUUUUCAACUAUAAAGGAUUUCAUAGCGUUAUUUUGCUAGCCAUAGUCGACGCAAAUUAUAAAUUUAUAUAUGUAAAUGUUGGAACGAAUGGAAGAGCCAAUGAUGCCGCGGCCUUCAAUGAGUCAUCUUUUCUUGAGGGACUAAAAGAGAAUUCAUUUAACAUUCCACCGGAUUCAAAACUACCGGGCACUAAUGAAACGGUUCCAUUUGUAUUUGUGGCAGACGACGCUUUCAAGUUGACUUCUCGCAUAUUAAAGCCACAUGGCCAACGUUCAAGCGAUUACCACAAAAUUUUUAACUACCGCUUAAGUAGAGCCAGACGAGUAGUUGAGAAUGCGUUUUGAAUAUUGGCAAAUAGAUUCCAAAUAUUUCAAAGAAAUAUUGAUUUACCACUAGACAAAAUUGAGAACCUAACACUAGCUGCAUGCGCGCUGCACAAUUUCAUUACAACACGAGAUGGUUUCGAAAGCAUUCACCUAGAUUUGGAGGAUACAAAUACAAUAAAUUUAAUCGAAGGAUCUUGGAGAAACGAAGUAGCUUUAACUAGUUUACAAAGAUCACUUGCGAAUCAUUCAGGAGUUGAGGGAAGAACAGUCCGUGAAAUAUACACCAAAUAUUUUAAUACAACUGGUUCCGUUCCAUGGCAACUUAGUGCAAUAAAAAAAUUUAAUUUUUAAACUUACGCUGGUUUUAUAAAUGCACUGCGUAGCAAAACUGUUUUUUUU
Rhagoletis pomonella (apple maggot) is the source of this 858-nucleotide messenger RNA. RefSeq names its product putative nuclease HARBI1. NCBI's taxonomy places the organism in Eukaryota, Metazoa, Arthropoda, Insecta, Diptera, Tephritidae. The record is from RefSeq and is a predicted model, not a curated record.